CGGCUGGCUUUCCUUCGAGGCGAGUCGGGGCCGUUAGUGUCGUUGCCGUUGUGAGAGGAAUAGUGGUGUGUGAUGCGGAGCACGCAUCCUGAAGGACGUAUUCGUCGCAUACCCCGAAGAGUUCGCGUCCCUUCAUUUUUUAUUACGAUUCCCUCCCUCGAGUGAAUUCCCGCGGGACCGGCGCGUCACGUUCUCCAAAAUCUUGAACUCCGCUCGUGGUCCAGCUCUCUCUCUCUCUCCUCUCAUCCUCGUCGAAAGACUUCGUCGUGCGGUAACGCUUCGCGUGGCAGCGACUCUUCCUUCCGUGCGCGGAUGCCCGCGUAAACGGUAGUAACCACGUAAGUUGUUGCGCGGUGAAUGUGAGGUGAAGCUAACGGAAGAGACGAAGAAGGCUUCGAAGAGGAGAGUCUCAUCAGAGAUAAAAUUACCGAGAUGCCGUGCUCCGCGGUGACGCUGUCCCUCGCCACCAUAACCGGUAUCAUCGCCACUGCCCUUCUGGCGAUCGCCUUUUCCACGGACAACUGGCUCUAUACCGAGGUCAAGCGCGCCCAGAUCCAGCAAUACGCGAGCAAGCAUGCCGAGCAGAGCAACUUGAUAGAGCAAAUGAACAAGAAGUAUUAUUAUUACACGAGGACUCAGGGCUUAUUCAGGAUAUGUUAUCCCAAAGAGAGACCACCGACAGUCGAGACUUAUUUGAGCCCUGUGGAGACACAUUGCAUGAAUAUCGACUAUUUUAUUCCCGAUGAAGAAAAUCAGACGAGGGGUUUCAAUGACGACGCAAUGGCACGACUACAUAUGGGGAGAUCUGUGAUAGCUCUCUUCAUGGUCGGCUUUUUCGCGAUAUUUUCGGCAUUUUGGACGGGAGUAGUCGGAUGUUGGAGAAGAUCACCAGGAAACAUUACGGCCACGGCGAUUCUAAUGUUAUUUGCCUGUCUACUGAGUGCUGGUGGUAUGGGCUUAUGGCAUGGCGUAGAGUAUUAUGAAAAAGAGAAACUCGUCGGGGAGGAAUAUUAUCAACAAUGGAGCAACGUUUUAAAAGAAAACACGGCGCAAUGGUACGACUGGUCGUUUUAUCUUGCCUGGCUGGGGGUGGCUACGUGUCUGGGUACGAUGACGCUAUUCCUGAUCGCGGCAUCCUGCCUGAGAAGGGAGCGUGCCCGCGAACAGGCCCAGAACGUUCAGUACAUUAUGCCAGUAUACCCGCAAAAGCAGCAAUACGCGUAUGCCGGAUAUCCGGCACCAGCAGCAUAUCCGGGACCAUAUUAUCACGGUUCUCAAUAUGGACCCUACAACUAUUGAAGGAACUCGGCCGGUCGGCAUCGAAGGAAAGAAAGUAAUCCAGGCGCGUUCGUCGCCAGUAUCGAAAAAAAUUCACUAUCGUGUCAUUUAGCAGGAUGAGGACGAAAAAUAUUCAAUAUGAAAUUUAAGAGACUCGCUGAGAGAUCGAUCCGUGAUUGAUAGGGUACAAAGAAUAUAUCGAUUCGAAGGACCUCCGAUCUCAAGCGUAACUUAUCCCUACAUAUAAUUAAAAAUUCGUGGCUCUCUGAAUGUUGCUCCGAAAUAAGGAUGUCGCCACGAUAAAUUCCCAAAAGCAAGCUCUUUUCUUCCCGCGAUAGUCCGAUCGUUUGGUUCCAUCUAACCGGAGGCAAGAACCCAAACAAGACGAAAGGCCGAAAGACGUUUGAGAGAAAGUUUCUAAAGAAAGCCCGAAAAAAUAUACGGGAACGCCUUCUUUGGACGUUCUUACUCGCGUCUUUCAGACGUUCGCGUUGUCUGGAAAGACUUGCGCGAAACGGUUGCUCAAAAUCCGCGUACUUAAUAUUUAGAAGUGAGAAAUUAUUUUGUACUUUUUUUCCAGUUCAAUAAAAUAUAAGCACACCGAUCAUCCUUCAUGCAUCCUUCCCGCGUGUGCAUAUAAGAACGUGUGAAUUCGCGCUCGCGAAAGAUAUGCGUUCGUCGUUUCCAGCGGACUCCGAUGAUCGAUUUUAUCGAGCUUUCUCGAAUUCUCAUUAAGGAACGUUAGAUCGUUGAUUUAUUCAAUCUUGUGGUGACGAUUCCGCAAGAAGAGAAGGUCCGAUAGAAAAAUUGUUAAUCGCCCCGAGGAAACUUGAUAAAAACAGUCGCGAGUCUCGUAAUUGAAUUGAUCGACCACGUCGAUCGAAUUCAGAUCUGCGAAGCUUUGUGACGCCGCGUUUAUCUUUAUUUAUUUAACGCGAUCGAAGCUCAAAUCUCUCUCGAAGAGAAGACAGCCGUCGUCGAGUUGCGCAAGCAAAGUGGAAACGUUCGUGUAUGGACGCUCUCACUUCUUGGUAGUACCAAAUAUUAAAUAAAUAUAUGUCGACUCAACACACGCAAGAAAAAAGAGAUUGAAUUGCGAUUUCGCGAAAAUAUUUGUUCGCGUCGCGAAUUUAAUUUAACUUUUUCGAUAACGGAACCGAUAGAUCUUAAUUAAAGAUAUCAAAACGCACAACAGUUAUAGCAUAUACAAGAUAUGAUUUGAAAGAAAACGGUAAUAUUUACAGUUUUCCCUAAAUUAUCUUAUAUUAAAUGUAUAUAUUUCAAUGAGAAUCUAUCGUGCUCCAGAGUGCUGUUGGAACGCAUACUUAAUAAAUUAGAAAUUUUACUCGAAAAAAUUAAAGCCACUUUCUCGAAUACAUAUCGUAACAUAUAAUGUAAACAUUUAUAUAAUAUGUGGUGCUACUAGGAUCGUUGACAAUUUGUUAACGAGUUCGAAAUUUAUUUAGUAUGUAGCUUUUUUGAUAAUGUCGAUUUGUAAGAUUCAUUACAUCGAUAUCAUUUUAUGUAAGGAUAUUUAAGAAGUAAGAAAAAAUACACUACUCUUUCUCUCUUCCUCUAUCUAUCUUUCUUUCUUCAAUUAUUUUAUAUAUACAUAACAUUUUUCAGUAAAUAAACUAUAUCGAAAUCA
This is a messenger RNA of Nylanderia fulva, 2926 nucleotides long. RefSeq lists its product as uncharacterized. Gene Ontology annotation, cellular component: membrane. Lineage: Eukaryota; Metazoa; Arthropoda; Insecta; Hymenoptera; Formicidae. The record is from RefSeq and is a predicted model, not a curated record.